AGGAAAACCCACCUUUUUUCAUUGUUAAGGACGCGCUGGAAUGUGAUGGUUUGAUCUCAAACGGACCAGGGAGGGGAAUAUCCGAGAGGAAAGGACCAACGAAAGCGGCGGAGGGAAAGGGGAAAGCAAAUAAAAAAAGCGGUCUCCCCUCCUUUUCUGUCGCCUCCAACUCUCUGGUCUGGUCUGAGAAUAUGUGGAUGAACUUGUCCCGGCCGCAGCAGCAGCAGCGAGUCCGACCGUCCGCAUGAGCUCGACCCGUGUGAAGUUGUGGAUUUACCGUUGCGUUGUUCGGCGUCGUGGAGCCUCUGAGGAUGGAGAGUUUGUGGAGAGGAGCUUGAUGUGUUUUGGACAAAAGGAUGCAUCUGAAGUUAAAUGACAGACUUGCCUCCUAAGCAACACUCUAAGGGACCUUUGAAGUCUUAAAGAGACGUUCGCAAAAAGAAAGCAAGACAGACUGCAAAGAGAAAAGAGCUUUAAGGACUUGCUGUCACUGCUACACAAAUGUGGACCCCCCAAAACGCUGUCAUCAAAUAAUCUGGACAAUAAAACAAAUCCCACUGAUACAACAGAAAGAACUUUGUAGUCAUGUCUGAUCAUAAAGACAUGACACACCGCCACCUGCGGCACAAGCUACAGAGUCUUGGCCGAAGGCUGGAUGAACUGGAAGAAGCAACUAACAAGCUGCAAAAGUCUGAGGAUGAGUUACUCGACCUGCAGGACAAGAUCAUCCAGGCAGAAGGCAGCAACUCGUCCCUGCUUUGUGAUGUAGAGGCUCUGAGGAAACGUCUCCUGAAGAUCCAGGGUAAAGAUGAGGAGGUACGCAAAGCUGAGGAUCUAUGUCGCACAGUCAGAGAGAAACUGGAAGAGGAGGAAAACCUUACAAAGGAGCUAAAGGCAGAGAUUGAACGUCUUCAACGAAGAAUGGCUGAACUGGAGAAACUGGAAGAAGCUUUUGGGAAAAGCAAGUCAGACUGCAGCCAGCUCUGCCUUAGCCUCAACGAGGAGAAGAAUUUGACCAAGAAGCUUUCGUCUGAGUUGGAGACACUCAAAGACCGUUUGAAGGAGGUGGAGGGGUCUGGGAAAAAACUGGAGGGAGCAGAGCUGGCAUUGGCUAUGGAGCUUGAGAAACUCAAGGGAUUCACCCAGACCUUUGUGAGUGAGCGUAAGAAGCUACUAGAGAAACAGAGAGAGGAUGCGAAGAUCAUUCAAAUGUUGACAGAAAACCUGGACGACCAGAAGAAUCGCCUUGGCAUGUCGACAGAACCCGGUCGUGCAGAUUUCAUGAGGCCAAGAAUUGAAGAUGAGCUUUCAUCCACAGUACUCUUCACAAGUAAACUGGCCGGACGCAAGAAGAGCGUGGAUUACUUAAAACUGGCUGACGAUAAGCUUGGUAUCGUGAACAAAUCUGAGAAUGAGAAGAACAGCAGUCUUGAAGGUUUGCAAGAGGAGGACAACAAAGUAAAGGAGCUGACUCAGGAAGUAGAGAGGCUGAAGAACCGUCUUAAACAGCUGGAGAUCGUGGAGGAGGAUUUAAAGAACUCCGAGUCCAAGAAUGGUGAGCUUCACGAAAAGUUUCAGAUAGAACGCAACCGAGCUCGCCAACUGAGUGAACAGGUGGAACAGCUGAGGACGCAGCUGUGUGGAAAAGGUGGAAUUGGAGGAAAUGGAAUUAGUAACGUGGAAAAACACGGCAAUGGAAGCACUAACGUUUGCACCAACAGCCCUGCUAAGGUCCUGGAGAAUGGCAAAGCUGAGAAUGAAGAGAUUCUGAAGGGAGGUUUCAGACAAGAGAAGCCUAAAUAUAGAAGUGCAGCAAACGUCUCAGAACCGAGCUCCCCAAAACACAGAAACAGGGAACUCUCUCCUCAACAUAAGAGAGAAACGAAACUGAGGAGCAAAGAGCUCAGCCACUCUGAAGACAGUUCUCCUAAAUCUGUAAGGAGAGCCCUCAGUCCUGCUCACAAGAGCAGAAGGAUACCCAAAACCCAGACUUCUUCGAUUUCAUCUGAUAACGGAAUACGAGACACAGGACGGGGAACUGAGGAAAAGACAAGAGGAGCCACAUACAGCUCUGUAAAUACAACUUCUAGUGAUAUUAAAAAGGUGUCUGUUCUUAGUCGCUACCCUCCAGCUGCUAAUGACCAGAAGCCGCUGAGGACAGUUCACAAACAGGCUGAUGGGGACAUUAAGAAGAGCAGAGAAAAGUUUUCAAAGUUGUACGUUGGUAGUGAUAGCGAAUCAAACAACUCUGAUGUAGUGCCUGAAAGCUCCAGUAACAUGAACAGUAUCUCUGCACUAGAGAAGGACACAGCAUCUGCCUCAGAUCAGGAAUCAGCAGACCCAGUUCAGGAGUCUGUCUCUGUACCGGUCACUUCCAGUCUAUCCAAAGCCAAUGGAUCAUACACAGCCUACAGAUCUCACAUCACUCCACUGCUGCCCAGUGACCCGGGGUCAGAGGGUCAUUCCUCUGCCUCUGAAACAGAAUCUACUGGUUCAAGGCCCUCUGAACCAGACCCUGUAGCUGAGACGACUAGUACGACUGUAAGCAGUAGGACUGCAACCUCCAGGUAUGCUAGAUACCCCCAUGUCCACGACUCACAUUCGGAGGGCUCUUCCUCCAGAAGCUCAUUCGAUGAGGAGCUGCACAGCAGGACACAGUUAGCUGAAGGAGGACACCAGGGGCCUAUCCACACUCCGUCAGGGAUUGAAAUCCAGCGAGUGUGCAGCCCACGGGAGGCGCUGAGGUCAAAAGCUGUCAUCAAGCCUGCCAUUAUUGAGAUUGACAGGAAGGAAGUAAUGAUUUCAGAACCUUUGUCUGCAAAUGGCAAACCCAAGAUCUCCACCAAACCAGUCGUGACCACUACUAGUAAAAUGACCAGUAGUAUCACCAUCUACCCCAAUGACCCGAGCUCUUCCAGAACCAGCAGUCGCAGCAGCAGCGUGUCCAGUGAACCUUUGCCUGUCAGAGAACGACACACAUCUACCAGUAACAUCCUCAUAGGCCCCAGCAGUGACCACCAUGGCAGUAUUUCCGUCCCUUAUGAGAUCUCCAUACCCAAGAGUGAGAUCACGUUGCGGUCGUGCCAGGACCAGGACUGUGGUGCAGACAACCACAGUGAUUCCUCAUCAAGGUCCAAGCUCCACAACACUUCCAGGGUGGAAACCACCACCAGCCACCUGUGCUGCCAACGCAGCAACUUCAGCCUCCAGUCCCCCGACACCACCUCCGCGGACUUCAAUGACACCGAGUCCGGAUUUGAGAGCAGCAGCUGCAGUAGCACAACCACGGUCACAAGCUGGAGAAGCCAAAGACAAGGCCAGCACUCACAAGAAGACAGUUUACCAGACAUGAAGAAUGUGACUGUGAGGAGCACCUGGAGGAACAAAGGCGCCAUGUCAGCAGAUGAGGCAGGUCGAGGAAGAGGAGGUACGAGGGCCACAGCGGACGGUGGGUCUGAAGAUGAAGCAGAAGCUGCAACAACAUGGAGGGCUUAUCGAGCAACCACCUUUGAUACAGAGGAAUCAGUAAACAGUGGAUCAGGGGCUGCUGGUAAUGCUGCAGCACAGAAGGGAGUCAAGCCGUCCCCUGCAGAGGUGUACAUGCGCAGGAUCAACAGUGUGGUUACUAGCACGAGAGAAGUCGAGGAACCAGCUCUUCGCAGAGGAAAACGCUCUCAGUCUCCCAGUAUGGAAACUGGAGGCCUGGGAAGGACCAUACCCCACGCACCUGUUACCUCUCAGUCCUGGAGCCGAUCAUAUUCACAACAACCACCGGCUGCUGAUAGCUUAGACCCCAGUCCAAACCCGAGCCACAGCCCGGCCUCUUGGAGAAGACACCUACCCAGCAGCGACUCACACCACCUGGGGAGCUCUUAUGACCGGUCGUCUAAGACGUCAGGAGCCUCCUCCAGAGGAGGGGAGCUCUGGUCUAGUCGGGGUCAAGGAUCAGGGGCCAGAGCUGAGGGGAGGAGUGGAGCAGGAAGCAGACAGUGGAGCCACCGUCAGUCUGAACAUCAUUAGAUCAACUGGAUCUGAGCAGGACAGCAAGAGAACAGCACUCCAUUAAGCUCUCAUCGGCACAAGGAGGGCCAAACACCGGUCUCCCGUCAACUCAUGGCUACAUAUAUUACCACCAUCUCUAGCAGAAAACACCUGCAGCUUUUGCAACAAGUAAAAUAAGAAAAUAUCUGUUUCAGCAAUAUAGAACAACAAACUACAGACCCGACCCUGAGUGUACGCUGAGACAUGAACAUCUCUCACUAUGUGGAAAUUUCUCUGUGCCAGAAAAGGUAUAAAAGGAAAGCUAGUGCCUGUACAGUUUUUCUGAGGUCACCUCACCAGCCCACGGAUCCUCUUCUGCUUCUUGUGUUGGAUGUAUUAUCGUGUAAUCCUGAAACUUGACAAGGGAGAGGCUGGCAUGCUGGGGAGGGCUGGAGAUUUUCCUGCGUGCCAGAGAGGGUUUAAAGAGAGCUAGAGGAAGAAGGACUCAUGAAAGCGUGAAUGCCUUUCUCUGAGGACCGUUACAGUAACCUCAGCGGAGCUGGAUGUGCCGCUUUUGCUUCAAGAUUUCAACGUUUCUUCAUCACUGAAAAGACAAACCCGAACUUCAGUCAUCAGCAGUGCACCUUUAUGUCAUGGCGCUUCACAAACCAAAAGAUCUCUACUUUAAUUAUGACCAAAAACAGGAAGUGAAUUACCCACUUUUCAGUAUAAUAUUUUUGCCCGUUCGCUUGGAAGGCCCUACAGGCUUCUUUUCCCAAUUAUCUCACACAUACAUUUGGAAACCAUGCAGAUAUAUCCACAAACAACAAACACAUGCACAUUUUUAACUUUAGGUUUAUUUCUGAAUCCAUUUCACCACUUUCCGGCAUGAACUGACCUCAGAAUGGAUGUAAUUUGGGGUCUUAGAUGUUGAACGGCCAUUUGCAUGUUUCCAAGUAAUAAACGAAGCGCACUUGAAAGAUUGUGAUUCAGCAUGCAGUCUGCUUCAAGGAUUGCUGGUUGGCCGCAUUUUAGGAGCGUGUCUACACACGCAUACACACAAACAUUAUUUCUGACAGACUGGGACCUUAUUUGUGUUUUUGUUGUUUUGAUUUGGUGUAAUUCGCUUCCUGUUCUGCAUCAUCAUCUCCCUUUCUUCUCAAUCAUGUUAAGUAAAAAGACCGUAGAUUGCAUGCACUGACGUGCAAUCCACAUGUACAAAAAAAAAAAACAGAUUAGUGGGGGUGUCAGUGUUUAUAACCUUAAACCAGGAUACAGUUUCCAUGGUGCUUUUCCAGCUGUUGCAACUGUCCUCAUUCGUGAAUUUUUAAGAGCCAUAGCAAAGUGGAGUUUCGGUUUGAACUGAACAUUGAACUUUGGACUACCAGCAAACCUGAUCUGGCAUUUUUUCAGUGUCCACCAGCCAGUCAUAGGAAAGACCCAAGGGGUUGGACUUCCAACAAGAAACUGAACUUGUAUGUGACUGGGUUCGCCGUGCGAAUCAUCCCAGAUUCUUUGUUUCAUAUUUCUAUAGAGGUGUACUGUUUUUUUUUUUGUUUCAUCAUAAAACAUCAACUUGUGGUUUGUAUGUUGGAGCAAUCUGUCACUGGUGGGGGCCACUGCAGCCGUGAGUGUGCCAUAGAAUAGAUUUAGCCACUGGCCAGUAAAAAAAUAAGGUGUUUUCACUGCAUACAUGUGACAGAAACCAUGCUGACAAUUUCAAACUGUAAAGUCUUUCUACAGGCUCCUGCUGGAAUUUUAAGACUAUUGAGUCAAGAUUCACUGCAGAACAACAGGCGUUGUAAACUUUCCAUCCCAGAACAAAAUUUGUGAAUGUUGCUAAGGAAUGCAGCUGAGAAUGACCAAUUGCUUGAUGGUUCGAUGCAUUAAUCCAGCACAACUGCAUUCUUUGUCUCUUGAAUCUGCUAAAAGGCAGACAAAGUAACGCAACCAUAACUGUGACAACUGUGGACCAAGUUCUGGAUCUCUUAAAGAACUUGGGACUUCUCAAGCCUGCUCUCCAUCUGGUUCUUCUGCUGUUGUGGAUUUCAGUGCUGUUGUGUCAGACCCUGCUGGGGAUGAUCUGAUUCAGUCUGAGUACAUUUCUUAGCUCUCCUGUAUUCUACCAGCUGCCAUCUAGCUGUAAUAUUUAUUAGUACCCAUAUAUGUACAGGUUCUUUAAUUGUGAAGAGGUCUGCCUGGUGGCCGGAGCUCAGUCUGUUGCCACUUUGUCACUUUACUGUUUAUGCAAGCAGGAGAUUUUAUGCAAUCAAACUGUCCCCCAUACAGUGUCUGUAACCAUGUCAGUCAUGGUGGUGUACAUUAAGAUACAGGAGGUGAUGACUGUAAAAACAAGUUUGCCAGGUCCAAACUCAAAAGUUUGUUUACCUUCAGAAUGCACAUUUUCACUAAUGUUUAUUUCUAUUGUUUACCCUUUGCUAGAAAUAUCUACAAUAUGUUCAUCUGUGCCUUGAGAUACAAUAGGAGAGGUAGAUUGUCCCAACAAAUUCAGACUUGCACCAUGUUCUUACACUUAGAGUGCAGAUAAAUGACAUGCAAUACUGAUUGUAGGGUUUCAUUUUGUUUUACUUUGUUUUUUUAACUUUAUAUUUUUUAAAUUUAAGGAUUGUCAUGUGGAUCGUUGUAGAAGUAUUUUGGUUCUCCGAGGGAACUCCUCCCUGAGGGAUGUCAAAACUAGGUUCCCUGAGUUUUUCUUUUUCUUCUAACCCAACUCCAAAGUACCCUUUUAAAGAAUAUAGACCACACUGCCCAGAAAGCUGUGUCCUUUGGAUUUGACUGUCAGAGUCGCAGGGUCCAGCGUAGCCUCAGAAAGGAUUGCCAUGCGGCUUCUUCAUGGCCACUGCUGGCUUUAUGAUGAGUAAAAACAGACCAGACAUACUGUUCAGAGCUCUCAGUGCACAUGCCAUGACUUGAUGAUGAUAUAGUCCCUCUGUGUUCUCUCUGUUAUUGUUUGUACUGCCACUCUUCUCAUUUACCAAGACGAAAAGCCAUUUCUUCCCCAAUCUCUCAUCUUUUCAACCAGUUCCAACUUCCCUUUUAGUAUUUUAGAGAAGCCAAGUGUCCCUUUCUUCCCCUCUCCUCUUGUCCUCCACCUUCCUCUGUUUCUCUGCGUUUUCCUUGGAUUCUCAUUUCCUAGAAGGAAAGCCUUGGCUCUAAACAGCAGUCAUAUUUGUUGCUGGUUCAGAGAGUUGUUUUAUUGAAGGCCAGAGGCCUGUCACCAGGCAGUGAUGGGCAGCUCCCUGGGUAGCUGGAAGGUCAGAGGUCAGGGCUGCAUCUAAUCCUGUCUCUACAUCUUGACUCAGGGUUUCUAAAUACAGGAGAGAGGAAGACGGACAGCUUGGCAGUGAUGUCCACUUUGUGGAUAAUUAAAACACACUGGGUAUUGAAUGUCCAGCUCUGCCUGCGAUCAGUCUUCCACAGUUACACGUGGUCUUCAGUGGGUGUGUAGUGUUGUUAAUAUGUCAGCGAUGGUCCUUAUUUAAGGCUCGGCACGUGAACUAGUGUGUUCUAAACUUUUGCAAGUCCUUGAGCAAGAAGGUAGUGAAUGACAAAUGUGUGUGUGUGUGUGUGUGUGUGUGUGUGUGUGUGUGUGUGUGUGUGUGUGUGUGUGUGUGUCAGAGCGGACAUGCAGGGCUCAAGACGUUUUAGUUUUUCUUUGAGGCUGACGUCACUGUGGGUCAGGAUUACUGUAGAUAGCAACGUAGUGAUGCACGUGCUAACACCAAUGCCCUCCUCGACCCUUAUCCUGCCUUGCUGCCCUCCCCAAAUAAAGCUCUCAUGUCACGUUUCUCUCCAUCCAAUCGGUGAUACUCUUCCAUGCAGACAAUCACUGCAUGGCAGAGUACACUGUGAGGCCUUUCAUUCAUCUUGUUCUCCUCCAUUCAUUCUUCUACCUUUAAUUUAUUCUGCUCUUCAACCUUUUUCUCCCCCUCUUUCCCUGAAAAGACCAUUCGAGUCGGGGGUCCCAGGAAGAGCCCAGCUGUCGGAAACUGUAGGUUUUAUGACGCGUUGGAGGGUUUCCCUCCUGGAGACAGGGUUCAAAGCAAGCAAGGCUUUUUAAAGAGCACAGUUGAAACUCCAUCCUCGGCUAUGCACGCUGCCUUCUUCCUUACAAGGCCCCAAAGUACACUAACACCACAGCUAACCCGGCUCUACGUCCACUCCGUCCAAUGAAACCCAGCUGGGCUCUGUGUGCCAAGAAGACCAGCCACGGCUUCUGUCUAUAUGUGCAAAACAUCGCAUGUGAUGAGUCUUAUUCGGCACUUCCAGUGGCGACAGUCUGUACAGUGUUGACAUGGUGGAAUGCACUGAUUGGUCAUCUGGGACUCGAGUGAAGACUUUCCAGGUUUCCAGACUUCUAAGGCUUUUGUGGUGCUAUAAAGAAACUGCUGGGUGUUUGUGAUUGUUCCUCUGAUUUGUGAACGAUGGCACUUUUUGUUGAACGUGCUGAUUCAGAGCACCGGUGUAAAAGCUGGUGUCGUAGUAGAAUAUUUCGGGCAACGCUAAGUAUGAUAUGAGGAGAAGAUGUGGUUCAGCAAUGGAGAGAAAAGGAGGCUGCUUGUGUUUUCCUGCUCAAAUACCAGCUAAGGAAAUCCUCUUAAGCUAUGUUGGUGUAUGUAUAAACAUCCGUUAUUUACAAGUCAUUGUUUUUCCCUUUUAUAAAGUAGACUAGAAUGUACUUAGUGGAGAUUGGAGUGGUGAGGUAGAAAUGGCUCGCGGGCAGCGAGCAGGCCCAUGUCCUCAAAGGCGUCCAUUGUGAAGCCAGGGUCAUGGUGUCAUUGGGUGGCGUAGACUGUAAUCUGCACUUAACCAGCACUUAACUUUAAGACCUCAAACGACUAAUGCCCCCUUAGUCCCCCUUCGUCAAAAAGUUUCCCUCUUUUGUGCCCCGUAAUUGUACUUUAAGUCUGUUUUCAGUAGCUGUUUGCUGAAUGUAACAGUCAUAUAUAUAUAUAUAU
Amphiprion ocellaris (clown anemonefish) is the source of this 8960-nucleotide messenger RNA. RefSeq names its product leucine zipper protein 1 (gene luzp1). The record is from RefSeq and is a predicted model, not a curated record. The coding region runs from base 586 to 4020 and encodes 1144 amino acids. Lineage: Eukaryota; Metazoa; Chordata; Actinopteri; Pomacentridae. The transcript has 8 exons.